AUGAUAUUCUCUAGUUUAUCUUAUUUUUUCGGUUUCCUUGUACUUGCCUUUGCUUUAGCUGAGUCGCUUGUUUCAAAUGAGGAUAUUUACCUUGGUACGCACAAUGCAUCCUCCAUUCUGGAAACCCGAAACAUUUGGUUUGUGACUUUUACAAAAAGCGGAGAGGCUUUUAAAGAGUUUGAUGAUAUGUGGGAAGCCACCUCUAGCGCAUAUCCAAAUCUUCAUCAUGCCAAGGUACUGUGCGAUUUGGAAUUUGAAUUUUGCAAAAGUCAAGGCGUACUUGAGUAUCCUCAGAUUGUUGUUUUACGUAACGGAGUCUGGAUGAGAAAUGUUUUGGACGACAGUAAUCAUUCAGUUCGUUCGACGCUGGAGUUUAUCGAAGCACAUGUGACUCCUUGUGAAAUGGAGUUCUUCAAGUCUGGCUUUAAAUGUCUAACGGAAGAGAAAUACGAAGGUGAGCACUUAGAUUCUCAGGAAGCGGUUUUUGAACUAGAGGAAGACGAAUCCUGGAAGAGAGUCAACACUUUGAGAAAACCGUGCCCGGAUUGUUUUCAGUGGGAGCCUAUCUGGUUAAGCAUCACCCGGAAUGUUGCUGAAGAGUUGACUAUGGGAUACGUGAACUGCGAUGCUGAAGAGGAACUAUGUGCUUAUUAUGAAGUGAAUAAAUUCCCUACGUUUAUAGCUUUCCAACAGCUGGAUGCUUUGAAAUACGAAGGUCCACUGGAUUAUCGAGAGCUAUUGCACUAUGCCAACCAAUUGGCUAGUUACAAAACGUUACAUAUUCAACCACAAGAAAUCGAACUCGUAGAAGGCUUAUAUCCAACGUUUUUCAUCUUCUUUCACGACUACGCUCUUACGUUGGAGGAUGAGCAGUCUAUUAAGCGUAUGGAACUGUAUCUUGCUGGCAAUGCUCCUUUGUUUCAGUCUGAUUCCACUACCUUGGCUAAUAGAUAUGGAGUCCAUACCUUCCCGGCUUUCGUUUCGGUGAGAAACGGUGAACCUUUUCUUUACCAUGCGAAUACACCGCGUCAAUUUCGUUCCCAUGAAAGGGUCCGUAACUGGAUUCGACAAGCAUCCAUUCCAUUGGUUUCAGAAUUGUCACCAAGCAAUUGUCAUAAAAUGCUAGGUCGACAAUUGAGCGUUAUAGCAUUGCUCAACCCAGAGUCCGAAACUUAUCUGGAAGAUCGAGCCAGUUUAUUAAAACUUGGAAAACAUUGGUUCCAGUUUCAAAAGAGGCGGGAACGCAAUUUUAUCUCCCAUCAGCGAGUGAAAAAAUAUACAGCCUUAACAAAGGCUAAAAGAUCCAAGGAUUCAAAGAAAAUCAAACGUAUCAAGUACUCUGUCGUAGAACAUCCAAUCUUCACUGAGUCAGUAUCCUUUCUAUGGACCGACUCCACUGUUUGGCAAACUUGGUUACUCACAAACCUAGGAUACUCAGAGAACUUGAUCAACAAAGUCACCGUAUUUAUCAUAGAUAAUGAACGUGAAGUCUUUUACACCCAAGGACAGGACGGUAGACCCUUGGAACUAGACGAGCCAUCUUUGUUUUCUACUUUGACAGCGAUUCUUGACAACGCUCAUACAAUUUCUCACCAAAACAUGGGUAAAGCAACUAUUUGUGGAGGGAAGGCAUAUAAUAGAAGUGUUUACUUCAAACCAUUUAUUUAUUGCUUAAUUUUGUUUUUAUCAUGCAUCAUGAUUAUUUUACUCAUACAAAAGCGUCGUCGAUCACAACCUCCCCGUACGCAACCCAUUCUUGGUUUUAUGGAUUUUCAUCCUCUACUUACUGUUAAAGCAGACUAA
Molecule: messenger RNA, 1803 nt
Organism: Schizosaccharomyces cryophilus OY26
Lineage: Eukaryota; Fungi; Ascomycota; Schizosaccharomycetes; Schizosaccharomycetales; Schizosaccharomycetaceae
Product: protein disulfide isomerase
Exons: 3
Coding region: 1-1803 (600 amino acids)
Cellular component (GO): endoplasmic reticulum
Molecular function (GO): protein disulfide isomerase activity
Source: RefSeq, a predicted model, not a curated record